AUGAGGUGGCUGCUGAGUACAAUGUGCCUUGUCCAUGUAUGUGGAAACAUAUUUUGUUUAUUUGAAACAACCAUGAAUCCUGAAGUCCACAUGAAUGUUAGUGAAAUUAUUAUCCGUUGGGGUUAUGCAAGUGAAGAGUAUGAGGCUGUGACUGAGGAUGGUUACAUCCUCCCAAUUAACCGUAUUCCUCAUGGGAAAAACAACACGAAUAGCACAAGCCCAAAGAAAGUAGUACUUUGUCAGCAUGGCUUGUUUGGAGCUCCUGGUGUGUGGGUUUCCAAUCCUCCCAACAACAGCCUGGCCUUCAUAUUAGCAGAUGCUGGUUAUGAUGUGUGGAUGGGGAACAGCAGAGGAAGUACCUGGGCAAAAAAACACUUGUACCUGGACCCAAACUCUAAAGAAUUCUGGGCUUUUAGUUAUGAUGAAAUGAUAAAAUAUGACCUUCCAGCCACCAUUAACUUCAUCCUGAAGAAAACAGGACAAAAGCAAAUUUACUAUGUUGGACAUUCUCAAGGCACCGUUAUCGCUCUGGGGGCAUUUUCCACAAAUCAACAACUGGCUGACAAGAUAAAAAUGUGUUUUUUAUUGGCUCCUGUUGCUACUGUUGAGUAUGUCGAAGGUUUUGCACGCCUUCUAGCUUACUUCCAUCCAACAGCUUUCAAGCUCCUUUUUGGAGAAAAAGAAUUUUUGCCUAUGAUAGCUUUCAAUAAGCUGGCUGGAUACACAUGCAGUGAUAAGGUAAUCGACACCACAUGUGUUGCUAUAUUGGGAUCAAUGACUGGAUAUACUCCACAAAAUUUAAAUAAGAGCCGUACUGAUGUGUAUAUAACACACAGUCUAGCAAGAACAUCAGUUCAAAUUGUUCUACAUUACAGUCAGGCAAUUAAUACAGGUGUGUUUGGAGCUUAUGAUUGGGGAAGUCCAUCUCUAAAUAUGCUACACUACAAUCAGACAACUCCUCCAUUAUACAAUGUGGAAGACAUGAAGGUUCCAACUGCCAUGUGGAGUGGCAGAAAAGACUUUUUGGCUGAUGAAACAGAUGUUGCACAUUUGGUACCCAAAAUUUCCAAUCUCAUUUACCAUAAGAUUAUUGCUGAUUUUAGCCAUCUUGAUUUUGUAGUGGGAUUGAGUGCUUAUGAUGAGGUGUCCAAAGGUAUUUUAAAACUUCUUGAUAAAUCUGAGACUGAAAAUUUGCAUUAGCUUUUUGCAUGUGUUUCAAACCCUUAGAAACUUUCUUGCCUUAGUAAUGCAGAUACUUUUUGCUUGACCUUUUUCUUUAUACUUAUCUUUGAUUUUCAAGCUAUUGCUUCAUUUAUUGGAUUAUUUUUAUUAGUGAAAAAUUAUGUGCAUCAAGAAAAUACUUCAUCUUGUGGCUGUUUCUUAAUGAAUGUCCGUUUUUAAAAAUGUUCUUGACAUGAGUGCUCUUGAAGAGAAGGCCUCCUUUUGAUUUGCAUUAAUGAAAUCCUAAAAUAGUGAUGCAGGAAGAGGCCUGGCCUAUAUGGUGAUAUAGAAACCAUGAUGUCUGGAGAGCAGACUAUAAAAUGUUUCACAUAAUAGGACCAGGACUCUAUGGGGGUAUUAUUCUUGUUGCUUAGAAUCCACAAGUCUUAUUCACUAGUCUGUCUCCCCCAUCACAACCUGUGUGGAUGGUUUGAGA
This is a messenger RNA of Cricetulus griseus (Chinese hamster), 1657 nucleotides long. NCBI's taxonomy places the organism in Eukaryota, Metazoa, Chordata, Mammalia, Rodentia, Cricetidae. The record is from RefSeq and is a predicted model, not a curated record.